Molecule: messenger RNA, 2185 nt
Organism: Acinonyx jubatus (cheetah)
Lineage: Eukaryota; Metazoa; Chordata; Mammalia; Carnivora; Felidae
Gene: TMIGD2
Product: transmembrane and immunoglobulin domain containing 2
Source: RefSeq, a predicted model, not a curated record
AUGACGGAGCUGGCGAGAGCCCGGGACUGGGAAGGAGGUUGCCUGGGUUCGACCACCCGGGUGGUGACCUCGAGCCCAUCCUUCGUCCCUGUAGCGCCUCAGUCUCCGCACUCGGGCACCCACGCGAUUUCGUGGCUGCUCCUCAAACUGGAAGGCCACACCCACCCCUCCCGCGAGAUCUGGCCCCUCACUGCUCACGCUCCUUGCGUCCGCUGGAAAGCCAAGGUCCAAGAGGAUGUGUCACCUGUGUGGGCUGAGAGAGUAAGUCCCAUAAACACACACACACACACACACACACACACACGGAAAGGCCUUACUCAUGUCUUGUGUCCCCUAGUCCUGCAAGGAACUGCAGGCCUCAGUGUGCAGCAGGGGCCCAAACUGCCGCAGGUGAGGGAGGACAGCCAGGUGGCCUUGGCCCGCCAGGUGGUGCAGUCCCAAGCCUGGGGGCAGCAGCUCCGUAUAGGGUGGAAGAAGGACGGUGUCUUCUUGUGUGACUCACAUGUCACCAAAGUCAGGUUCAGCCUGGGGGUCUGCGGGCCCCGGUGGCAGCUUUCCUGGGAGUCGCGUGGCAACCUCAACCUGCGGGACCUCGGGACCCUCAACGACAGCAGGGACCACACGGGCUGGGUGACCGUGGAGAUUCCUGAGUUGGAGAUGGCGCAGGGCAAUGGCACGAAGCGUGUGGCCGACAAAGGUUCCUCCUCUGCAGACCGCCUGCUGCCCAACGCGAACCACACCUCCAGCCACCCAGGACUCCUGGUCGCGCCGCCGGUGGCAGGGGCCGUGGCCGUGGCCGCCGUCGCGCCGAGGGCCCGUGUCUGGAGCGGCCGUGGCCGCGGGCGCGGGGACUCAGGUAACCGCGCAGGUAGCCGGGAGGACGGCGGGCGGUUUCCGCCGGCGACCCUGCCCCCGCGUGGCGGAGGCGGGAACUGCAGCUACUUGAAGCGGAGGAAGGCUGGAGAAAGCCAGGCGGUCUCCUGUGAUUUUCCCCUCUUAGUCUGUGGCAUCCCUCCCCCGCCCCCCACACCCGUGCAGGGGAUCCUCUCUAGGGUAACGUCCUCUACCAGCCCCGGGGGCGCCCAGAGAAGACUGAGGCGUGGCCAGUGGAGGGGCAGGUGCUGGACAUCCCCACGGAGGUCCAGACGGGUCUAUUCGAUCUCUUUCCCACAGCCCCCAGGCCCCCAGCCACGUUUGGCCCAGAAGCCUUGCCCCAGCCCCAGCCCCAGCCCGGGUCCCCCCAUCUCUACAGUCGGUGUCUCCCCUGACCCACGCCCCUCUGGGCAGCAGAAGCCAAGAGGGCUCCUCGAAGCGGGAAGAGGGAUCGGAACCCAGAAAAGACGCCCCCCCCCCCGCCAGUGGCCACGUGAAAAUGUGACUGAUUUCCAGAAGGGGUCGGGGAGCCCAGCCGCACAGCCCAAGACCCGUGUCCUCCUCACCAUGAGGCUGGAUUCCUCCCUCGCCCUCUGGGCACUCAAAGGCUCAUAAAGAAAGGAAAGGCAGAUUUUGUGGUGACUUGGGGGGCGUUAAAGAUAUCGGAGGGGUCGUCUGGGGGCCCCUGAGCCCCAGGAUGCCUGGAGGGGUCCGCUGUGGUGAGGGGGCUCUGUGAUGACAGGCCAGCUCCCUCCUCUUAUCCUUGGAGGGUCACGUCCAAUUAGCAGACAAGUGAUGCCCCCAACCUCUACCGGGCGCCUUGAGCUGGAGGCACCGCCCUCCCUGGGUAGGCUUGGACAUGGAUGGCGAGGCGGGACAUGGGGGUCCCUGGAAUUUAUCAGCCCCCGGGGGCUCUGGCUCCACCGUCACCUUGAAGUGACACCAGCUGGGACCGGCUCCCCUCCCCCAUUUCUGCUGUUUCCAUGGGGACAGAUGUCCAUUCGCAGCAGCAUCCGGGCCACGGCUGCCCGCCCCGGCGGAAAGGAGGGGCCGGGUGGGGGCAGGGCUGGCCUGAGAGCCUCCCCCCCCUCCCUCGGUUUCUCCAUCUUUGUAUCUGCGCGGGAUCGGCUCUCUCCGGGUUUUCACCUGACUUCAUACUCACUCUCCCUGUUUCCCUCAAGCCCUCUUAGUUGUGGGCCAUCCUUGUGAGCAAUGCAGGCUUCACCCCCAGCCGGGGUGGGGGACACCCGUCUCCCUUCUUUCCCUGGGGCCGGGAUCCCCGCCUCCCAGAAAGGACACUUGAAACGCACAA